GAGGGGGACGGAACUGGGCAAACGGGCCGUGUAGCAUCCCGAGGGGCGCGGAGGGCGAGCGGGGCUGAGCUCGGAGCUCCGCGGGAGCCGAAGGGCGUCGUUCGUCUCCCUCCUUCCCCUUUGUCCCCGCCCGUUGGUCCGUCUGCUCCGGGAGCUACUUUGUGUGUCCCUCCGCCCUCCCUUCUCCUCCCUCCGCCCCGUCUGCUCUCCUCCUGCUUCCCUUUCUCGUUCCCUCUCUUCGGCUGCCCUUCUCGGGGAAAGGAAGAAGGGGAAAAAGGGACAACUCCCACCCUCCCUGCUCAAAACAUCAUUUUCAAGCCUUUAAGCCGGCUCCUCCGCCCGCCGGAGGGCUCUGCUCUCCUUUGGCCUCGUUGAGGACUAGUCUCUUGAGCCGGUUCAAACCGCCAGCCAGUUUUGAUUUGGGGGCAGUGGCUGCCUUUCUCGGCUUCUUAAAACAGCCCCUCUCAGCCAGGCAGUCUCCCUCUGUCUUUGGCAGAGCCCCCCCCCCAUUCGAAGCUUCUCCGUGGUUUUUGGCAUUUAAAUUGGGGGUUUUUUUGGCUGUUUUUUGCCCUUGAGCAGGGAGAGCUGGUUCAUUGGGGAAGGGGCUGCUUUGGUGCUCCUGGGCUGCUCUGAUCCAGACCCCAGCCUCUUUUGUGGGGGCCACCCUGUAUUCUCCCCAAGGCUAGAGUAUCUCUCCUGGGUGGCCAGGAUCUGCCUGACACCCCCCACCCCUGCCCUGCCUGGCUGCUGACCCCUUCAUGCCAGUGCUGGGAUCCUCCUGCCCCACUUUUUCUGCCCCCCUCUGAUCUUUUUCUGCCCCCCUCUGAUCUUUUUCUCCCCCACACACACCAGCCCACCAUCGCCUUGCCCCAAAUUGGGGUCCAGCUUCCUCAGCAGACUCCGGCGGAAAUCCCGAGGACCAUCCUCUUCCUCCUCAUCAUGUCUGUGGCAGGGUUGAAGAAGCAGUUCUACAAAGCCAGCCAGCUGGUCAGCGAGAAGGUCGGCGGGGCUGAAGGAACCAAGCUGGAUGAGGACUUCAAAGAAAUGGAGAAGAAAGUGGACCUCACCAGCAAGGCUGUUACGGAAAUCUUGGCCCGAACGACGGAAUACCUUCAACCUAACCCUGCAUCCCGGGCGAAACUGACCAUGCUGAACACGGUUUCCAAGAUCCGAGGGCAAGUGAAGAACCCCGGGUACCCGCAGUCCGAAGGCCUCCUGGGCGAGUCCAUGAUGCGAUACGGCAAGGAGCUGGGCGACGACUCCAACUUCGGCGAUGCCCUGCUGGACGCCGGUGAAUCCAUGAAGCGCCUGGCCGAAGUGAAGGAUUCUCUGGACAUCGAGGUCAAGCAGAACUUCAUCGAUCCCCUUCAGAAUUUGUGCGACAAGGACUUGAAAGAGAUCCAGCACCACCUGAGAAAGUUAGAAGGGCGACGGUUGGAUUUUGAUUACAAAAAGAAGCGCCAAGGGAAAAUUCCGGACGAGGAAUUGCGACAAGCGUUGGAAAAGUUUGAGGAGUCCAAGGAAGUGGCGGAGACGAGUAUGCACAAUCUUCUUGAGACGGACAUCGAGCAAGUCAGCCAGCUUUCUGCUCUGGUGGAUGCGCAACUCGAUUACCACCGGCAAGCCGUGCAGAUUCUGGACGAGUUGGCGGAGAAGCUGAAACGCAGAGUGCGCGACGCCUCUUCGCGCCCCAAGCGGGAAUAUAAACCGAAGCCCAGAGAGCCCUACGAAUUCGGAGAGAGCGGAGACCAGUCGAACGGCGGAUUUUCCUGCAACCCAGUUCCCAAAGUCUCCGCAGCUUCCUCCUCCUUCCGAUCCGAAAAGCCAUCCCGGACCCCCAGCCGGAUAUUUUCCCCCCACCUGGACCAGCCCUGCUGCAAGGCGCUGUAUGACUUUGAGCCGGAGAACGACGGUGAGCUGGGCUUCCGAGAAGGCGACAUCAUCACGCUGACCAACCAAAUCGACGAGAACUGGUACGAGGGCAUGAUCAACGGCCUGUCGGGCUUCUUCCCGCUCAACUACGUGGAGGUCCUCGUCCCGCUACCUCAGUGAAACGGCUGGCGGCCUUCUCCGUUGCUCUUCCAUCCUCCUUCCUCUUCUUCCUCUUCCUCUUCCUCCCUUCCCGGCUGACCCAAACACAGCGGUGCCGGGAAGGGAGACGUCCUUUCUUACAUUCCAGGGAUGAGAGGGUACUAGCUGACACUAAUUUUGUGCCCUUCGGGGUGGGGUGGGGAAGCUUUUUUUGGGGGGGAGGGAAAAAAGGUGCCAAGGGCCGGUCCCAGAGGCUGCAGUCAAGCCGGGCAGCUGGACCCCUGGCGGGCAGGACGGAGCGGGGCCUAAGAAGCACGAAGAGGCUGCAACUGCUCGGAGCUCUCUUCUCCGGGUUGGUUCAGCCUUGUCCCUUUUGUGCAUGUCGGAACAUCUCCGCAGGACCCCACCAAGGAAGAUGGUGGCUUGUUUAGAGAAUAGAGAUCUGUGGGGAUUAUGUGUGUGUGUGUGUGUGUGUGUUUGUGCUAGCUCCGGGCAUUGCAUGGAGCGGCAGUCACCUUUGAUAAGAAAACCCACGGUCUGCCUUUGCAUAGAUGGGCUCCUCCACCGUCGUCAGGGUCCUCUUCUCCUUGUCCAUGUUGUCCUUGAGCUUCUGCUGAAGCAGCUUCACCAUCGUCGGCCUUUCCAGACAGGUCUGGCCACCAUUCUCAGAAAUCCUUAGCCAGCAUCGCCAGUCAGUUUCCAGGAAUUGUCACCCAGACUUUCCAAAGGGUUAAGUCUGCAGGUGGUUGGAAGGACUUGGAUCCGCAGUUUUCAGUAUUGUGAUUCUUGGCGGCCCAACGUAGGCCGUACCUUUUGUCGAGCAUUGUUCCAUCAGCGACACCAGUCCUGGGGUGGGAAAACCCACCUUCCGACCACGGGACCAGAGACUGAUGGGCUGCCUGGAUCCAUAAUUCAUCUCCCAAGAGGCAAAUUCAUAGCCCUUGGCCCAAGCAGACGAAGCCAUCUUGGUGUCCUUCAAACCGUUCCAACACCCCUUGUCCUCGUGAAGGCACCCCAUGAGAUCCUCAGGGGGCGCGUCCGUUCUCUUUUGAGCUGCUCAGGUUAAACUCCCCAACAAAUCUGCCUACACUACAGACAAAACCAGGAAAGGUGGUUUAAGAGGGGUGGAGUUCAAUUCCCCGCCUUUGCUGGCUGGGGAAUUCUGGGAGUUGUAGUCCAGCCGUCUUGAAAGUGGCUAAGUUCGAGAAACAUUGCCUUAAAAACCCAGGAUUGAACUGGGAGAUUAAUCCUUUCUCCUUUGGGACCUACAUCCUGCUGGAUAUCUUGGAGGGGGGGGGAAUUCCAGCUUUUUCUCUCUUCCUGGCCAUUUAAAACUGGCUUUUGUGUUUUCUCGCUGCAGGCAGCUGGGCUAAACUCUGCAAAGGCUAGUAUUUUUUUUUCCUAUGUCCCUUCCGGGGGUUGUGGGGGGAAUAGAGUAGAUUGCAAAACCUAUAGUUGCCCCCCCGAGUUGCCCCCCCCCAGUUUUUUCUAAGGCACUAUUUGGGGUGGGUGGGUCACCCCUUAUCCUUGAAACAAUUAAGCCCCCCUGCCUCUCUUCCCAUAAAGGGCUGUCUAUCCAUUAUAGAAAUUUGAAUCCAGAGCCCGGGCAGCUUAUCUAAGAAGGGGCCAGUGCCGGCACCAGCUUUGGAAAAGAGGAAUUGGUGGGGGUGGGGGUGGGGGUGGAGAAAUCUAUAGAAUCCGUACUUUAUAAUGGGAUAAUUCUUCCUGGCCUCCGACAUUAUCAGUUCCGGCCAUCUUUCUUUCUCCUUCUCCACCCCGUUGACCCGUUAUGUGAUUGCAUACAGUCCUGAACGUAUACAUGGAUUUAUCUUGUUUUAAAAUUAGCAUCUCCUCCCGGUGUGUCCAGCAGGGCUAAUGGUCUUCUUCGUGAGUCUCUCCAGACUUGGCCGUUUUAAGACUUGUGGACUUCAACUCCCAGAAUUCCCACGGAGAGCAUGGUUCAGAAGUGGCACCAGCCUCUAUAGCCCUGGGGUGUGAAGAUCCACCACGGGACUAGAGACUUGUGGGGUGUCUGGAUCCAUAAUUCAUCCUACAGGAUGGG
This is a messenger RNA of Crotalus tigris (Tiger rattlesnake), 4093 nucleotides long. It is a transcript of the gene SH3GL1, whose product is annotated as SH3 domain containing GRB2 like 1, endophilin A2. The coding region runs from base 940 to 2052 and encodes 370 amino acids. NCBI's taxonomy places the organism in Eukaryota, Metazoa, Chordata, Lepidosauria, Squamata, Viperidae. The transcript is spliced from 10 exons. Gene Ontology annotation, cellular component: glutamatergic synapse; presynapse; cytoplasm. The record is from RefSeq and is a predicted model, not a curated record. Gene Ontology annotation, molecular function: protein binding. Gene Ontology annotation, biological process: synaptic vesicle uncoating.